Messenger RNA from Trametes versicolor FP-101664 SS1, 748 nucleotides. Its product is annotated as ras-domain-containing protein. Lineage: Eukaryota; Fungi; Basidiomycota; Agaricomycetes; Polyporales; Polyporaceae. Gene Ontology annotation, molecular function: GTP binding; GTPase activity. Gene Ontology annotation, biological process: regulation of endocytosis. The coding region runs from base 20 to 748 and encodes 242 amino acids. The record is from RefSeq and is a predicted model, not a curated record. Gene Ontology annotation, cellular component: endosome. The transcript is spliced from 8 exons.
CCACGACUUCCUCGCCGCAAUGGCGGUCUCAGACUAUGACGCAGAUGCGACCGAACUCCUAGAAACAUACGACUUUCUCAUGAAGUACAUCAUUAUCGGCGAAGCUGGGACGGGGAAGACGUGUUUGCUGCAUCAGUUUACGCAUAAUUCAUUCAAGGACCACUCGCAACACACGAUUGGUGUGGAGUUCUCCAGCCGGACCGUCAAGCUUGGGGAGAAGCGUAUUAAGCUGCAGUUAUGGGAUACGGCAGGCCAGGAGCGAUUUCGGUCCGUCACGCGAAGUUACUACCGGGGAGCUGCAGGAGCUAUUCUGGUGUAUGAUAUCACGAGUCGCGCCUCGUUUUCGAACCUUGCUCGGUGGCUGGAAGAUGCGCGAGCGUUGGCAAGCCCACAUCUGGUCACGGUGCUCGUCGGCAAUAAGUCGGAUAGGGAAGAAGACAGGGAGGUGGAGUGGGCGGAAGCGAGUCGAUGGGCGGCAGAGCACGAAGAUUGCCAUUUUCUGGAGGCGUCCUCGCUCAGCGGCGACAACGUAGAGGCGCCGUUCUUGCUCUGCGCACGGUCAAUAUUGCUCGCGAUCGAGUCCGGCACGCUUGACCCCGAGAAAGCGGGCAGCGGCGUCAGCUAUGGGGACCGUGCGUUGCGGCGCGUGAACAGCUCAAGCCGACUCAGCUUCGGGAGCCUCAGCGGUGGCCGACGCAGGAGUUCGGUCAAGCUAAAGCUCCCUGGUACAGGCAUGCGGUGCUGCUAG